UUAAUGUUUUUUCUACACACAACUUUCAGGAAAAUUCAUUUUUGUGUGUUUUUAUUUAAGGCGACAGUUGCUUCUUUUAGUUUUGUGGUCUUUCUACUUAAGCUUUCUUUUUUAUUUUCCUCUAUAUUUUGCCAAUUCCCGCCGGCGGGCACUAAUUCUUUUGACAUUUGGCGUUAACCCCUUCCUCCAACCCCCACCUCCUUUUUACAUAUCCCCAUCCCCUUCCAACUCUUAUCUUUGCUUAAAAAAGAAAUUCGAUUGAAAAAGAAAUUUUUAAAGAAAAAAAUUUAAAAAAAAUGAUUGAGGGGAAGAAGAGUUUGUUUAGGGUUAAAGAAGUACUUGUCAUCACCUAAAUUAUUAUAAGCAGUUGACAAUUAUUUUUAUUAAACUCUUAAACAACCCUUUUUUAUUAUUUCAGGCUGUUAAUAAAUUUUAUUAUUGUAUUUAUUAAAAAUAAACUUUAAAUAAAUUUGAAAUGUUUUUACAAAUUAAAAAAAAAGUUUAUUUUUUAAAAAAUUACAAUUGUAAAACUUAUUUUUCGGUUAUUUUCUUUUCCGGUUAAAUUAUUAUAGUUAUUCCGGUUAUUUUAUAUAUUUAUUGCUUCCUGUUAUAUGUAUUCCUUUCCUGUUAUAUUCUUUUCCGGUUAUUUUCUUUUCCGGUUAUAUUAUUAUAAUUAUUCCGGUUAUUUUAUAUAUUCAUUUAUUCUUUUCCGGUUUUCUUCCGGUUAUUAAUUUUACAAAUUCAAAUUACAAUUGUAAAAAUUAUUUUC
Meloidogyne enterolobii is the source of this 769-nucleotide messenger RNA. The record is from the annotation of a GenBank genome assembly. Lineage: Eukaryota; Metazoa; Nematoda; Chromadorea; Rhabditida; Meloidogynidae.